AUGGAUGAUUUAGCAUGUGACGGAACUGAAAACGAUUUGGGCGACUGUAAAUUUGCUGGAUGGGGAAAAACAAACUGCGGCCAUGGCCAGGAUGUUGGUGUUGAUUGUGGUGCUAAGAUACGACUCGUUGGUGGAAUAAGCGAAGCACAGGGAAGAGUAGAAAUUCACCAUAACGGACAAUGGGGAACUAUUUGUGAUGACUCCUUUGAUACAAAAGAGGGCACAGUAGUUUGUCGCAUGCUUGGCUUUGAUGAUUCAUAUGCAAAAGUGUUACCUGGUGCACAUUUUGGACAAGGAUCUACAAACAUUCUCAUGGACAAACUGUCAUGUGUUGGGACAGAGACUGAUAUUUCCUAUUGCAAUUUUGGAGGAUGGAACAAUACUAACUGCACUCAUUACCAUGACGUUGGUGUUGAUUGUAGAAUUCCAGUUCGCCUCGUCGGAGGUAACACAGCUAGUGAAGGAAGGCUUGAAGUUCGUUUCGAGGAGCAAUGGGGAACUGUAUGUAGUGAUGGAUUUGAUAUAAAUGACGCACGUGUUAUCUGUAAAUCCUUGGGAUAUGAUAUUGCUCAACCGGAAAUUACAAACAAGUAUGACCAAGGUAUUGGUAGUGUAAUGAUGGCACGUCUAGGCUGUACUGGAACAGAGCACAGCUUGAGUGAUUGUGCAUUCAUUAAUGGAAAACAAUAUAACUGUGGACAUGGGAAAGAUGUUGGACUAAUAUGUAAAACGCGGAUAAGACUUUUUGGUGGUGAUAAUCCAUCAGAAGGUAGAUUAGAAGUAAAUCACAAUCAAAUAUGGGGAACCGUGUGCAGUGAUGAUUUUGAUCAGGCAGAUGGUAGUGUAGUGUGUUCUAUGCUAGGAUAUAACACAACAAAUCCUCGUAUAUGGACAAGAAAUUAUACGGGCGGUUCUGGUAGUGCCUGGAUGAGCAAACUUAAUUGUUAUGGUACUGAAGAUGAUAUAGCCUCUUGUUCUUUUCCUGGAUGGGGCAAGGGUGGCUGCCAGUCUUCAAAAUAUGUUAACGUUGGUUGCGGGAUUGGAGUACGCCUAGAAGGUGGUACUGUUCCAAACGAAGGAAGAGUCGAGGUAUAUCAUCAGGGGCAGUGGGGCACAAUGUGUGAUGAUGGAUUUACUGUGAAUGAUGCUCGAGUCAUCUGUAGAAUGCUUGGUUUCGAAACAAAGAUUAUUACCAACUAG
Molecule: messenger RNA, 1200 nt
Organism: Mytilus californianus (California mussel)
Lineage: Eukaryota; Metazoa; Mollusca; Bivalvia; Mytilida; Mytilidae
Product: scavenger receptor cysteine-rich domain superfamily protein-like
Exons: 9
Coding region: 1-1200 (399 amino acids)
Cellular component (GO): membrane
Source: RefSeq, a predicted model, not a curated record